GUGUUAUUACAAUAAGUAGUUAUUUUCUUAGCUUUGCGAUGCCAUUCCCUAUCCACCAUUAUUAUGAUCGCAAAUCAUGAUUACCACUACAUUGAUGCUCCACAAACGCCCGAGCGCCGAAGGCUUGACGCCCCCCGUUCCCCGUACAUGGAGCUGGCUGGGAGUGAAAGUUGGUGGGUCGGUUGGAGUGAGAUGAUGAGCUCGGACCAGCCAGGUGGAGGGCCCUAGAACCAGUGUGAUGGGACGCCAUAGAAGUCCCAACUUGAAUUGUUAUGUUACCAAAGGAAGUGAGAAGCCAUGACGAUGAAAAUUAUGUCUGUUUCCUCUUAUGCAGUGUUAUUCCAAGAUCUUGAAAUUGGUGAACAUGAUUCCCAAGGUUCAAGAAUUGAGAGGCGAGCGAGGAAUGCUGACGUCACACCCAAGACACAAGCUUGCCAGUAUAUCAGGAGCGAGGGCUCUUACUACAUUUUUAUCCAUUGCAACACAAUUAAUUUCAGAAAACACUCUAUUCAUAGUAUCAAAAUGGUCAAAGACAAGGACACCGUGAUCAGAGAGUUCAAUGAGCUUGUUAACAUGACCCCGAAUGAGCUUCGCGGGUGGCUCAAGGAAGAGCAAUCACAGUCAUCAGGAUGGACUGGUGAAUCUGGCGAGACCGUCGGCCACGAGAGUGGUCGAAAGAUAGUGGAUAUCUUGGAGCAUAAUCCAAGUCGUAAGCCCUCUGACUAUGAAGACUCGGAGAUCGAUCAUAUGCGCAAGGUUGUGUCUUACUGCAAGCGACAUCUCGCCCAGGAAGAGACUGCCAAACAAAAUCCCGAUAGCAAGAGCUAUCGCUCACUCAAGAAUUGGGGACAUGAUGCUCUGAAGCAGUGAUUUUAGAGUUUAAUGCACAAGUGAAAGCACCCUGUAUCAUUAUUUUACAUUUACG
Messenger RNA from Penicillium subrubescens, 925 nucleotides. Its product is annotated as DUF3140 domain-containing protein. The record is from RefSeq and is a predicted model, not a curated record. Lineage: Eukaryota; Fungi; Ascomycota; Eurotiomycetes; Eurotiales; Aspergillaceae. Bases 298 to 870 code for a protein of 190 amino acids. The transcript has 3 exons.